UUAGAGUCCUUUUAAUUAUAAAUUUUCCAAUUUCAUUUCCACUUUUCUAAGAAUCCCCAAUUUUUCAGAAAUUUAAUUUUUGGUGUUAAUAUGUUUGUAUGCCUAGGUACUCGAUGUAUGAGAGUAAGAAGUUGAUGUGGGAGGUGGAUGUGGUUGGAGAUGAGAACGAAAAUGUGGCGGAGAUUGUCAAGGCUUUCUUAAACAGAACAAUGGAGGUUUUUGAAGAAAACUCUAAAGAGAUCAUGACAACAGUUACAAAGGUCAGACAUUCUCUUGCAAGAGCCAGGCAUCAGCAAUACUGGAUCAAAUCUAAGAAUAGCAAGGAUGCAGAAAGACUGGAAUCUCUUCAGGGUAUGGUUGACACGUGGAGUAUAGUGUACAGUGGACUAGUCUGCGCAGUAGGAAUUGGACAGAUAUUAGUGCUCAGUUUCUUCAACAUAAAGCCUGCCACUUCACAACUAAAGAUGAGAACAUAAUCAUCAGAUGGAAGAAGAAGAAAAAUGAUGUUUUGUAUUUUUUUGAAUAAAUGUUUUGUUUUGAUUGAA
Messenger RNA from Eurytemora carolleeae, 545 nucleotides. RefSeq lists its product as uncharacterized. The transcript has 6 exons. Lineage: Eukaryota; Metazoa; Arthropoda; Copepoda; Calanoida; Temoridae. The record is from RefSeq and is a predicted model, not a curated record. Bases 99 to 476 code for a protein of 125 amino acids.